Molecule: messenger RNA, 3000 nt
Organism: Porites lobata
Lineage: Eukaryota; Metazoa; Cnidaria; Anthozoa; Scleractinia; Poritidae
Source: the annotation of a GenBank genome assembly
AUGGGUUGUUCAGCUUCGAAAGCAUCCGAAGUUGUGGUCCCCAUGCCGACAGAAGUUAAAGACAAUUUAAAAUCGUCACCUCAAGAAGAUAACAAAACUCAAGAACUGAAAAUCGAAGCAGAAAAGAAAACGACCAGUCAUAAGAUUCAAGUGAAAGAAAGAACUGAGGACAGCUUGCAUGGAAGCCAAUGCAGCUUGAACUCGAACUCGGAUUCUUCCAGAUCUGAUCGUGAAAGUUCUGCUAGAUCUACGAGAACAGACGACAGUGGCUUAGGAGAACUUGAGGACGAUCCAAAUAUUAUAACGGAGAGUUCUGCUACCUCUGAUAAGCAGAAAAUGAUAAUAGCGGAAGAAAGACCUCCGACUCCAGGUUUGUUUUUGUUUGAACCUAAAUAGUUUGCCAGCAACAGCGGCAUUCCCAAAAGUGUUGGGGAAACGUGCAAGUCAUAGCGUGCUGGCUAGGAUGCAAAAUUGCGAAAGCCUAGAGUUACGUGUAUUUUGUAAAAGCAGUCGAGCGAAACAGAGCGGUCACGUAUAUAAUAAUCCAGUUUACAUAAAUUCAUUAUAAAACAACUGUUUUGGCCUUUGUUUAUUUUGACAACACGUGUGGUUCUAGAAUCCAUGAUGUAUUCUAGCACUGGAAGAAUAAAACUCACUUAUACAUUCUCUAUUCUAUUUUCUCUACUUUUUUCUUCUUUAUAAUAUCUCUGAAAUAGAAUUAUAAUGCCAAAAGUUUUUGGCUUGAAAAAUACAAGCUGAGAUAUCCAUUUCAAGUUUCUGUUUCCAGUGGACAUGAUGGAGGACAAAUUCUUUUCUUGUCUUGAUAGAUCACAUAGUAGAUAUCCAUCUUGUCGUUAUAGUCUAAGAGCCAAAAGCUAUGAAGACAACAACUUCAACUUUAUUUUGUCUUUUCUCAACCAGAACUCAGCAUCGAAGGCACCAAAGUAACAAGACGUAAGAGCUUAAAAGACAAGAGAGUUUCCUUUUCAGAGAAGCAGGAAGAAGUUAGAAAUAGAAUAAAUUCUCUUUCACCAAUGGGAGGUGUCACAGAGAGACCACAGAGUAGAGGGGGAAUUUCAUUUGAUGUUAUGCUUUGCCCUGAAACUGGCAAUGUAAAAAGAAGACCUCAGCAUCUUAGAAAACUGGAAAAAAGAAAGAAGAAAAGUGGUCGAAGAACUAAAGAAGAAAUUGACGAAAAGCUCAGGCAUGCAGACGACCGGAGAAAGGUAUAAAACCACCACUGGUAUCCCUUAAAGUAAUAUUUCCAGUAUGGGUCUACAUUCUGUGGAGGCCAGAUAGCUUGUUCACAGACCCUCUAUUUUCUCUUCAGAGAUCACAAAGCUUGCGUAUAACAAUGAAAACUGUUGGGGAUUUCUUACUACAACGGCAAGAGGUUGGCAGUGGGAAAGGAGAAAAUAUAUAGCACAUAGUUUACCCAUGCUCGAUCUGCAGUUGUUCUUGGAGCUCACUUUCCUCAUGCACUCAUCAAAUUGUCAAGGAAAAAAAAUGUGUGAACAGGCUAGAAGCCAGCCUGAGUACUGACAGAUGAUCAUCCAAAACCUGUCUCAUAUAGUCAUCUUGUUUUAAUUUGGUAAAUGUAAAGACCAAAUGUAAUGACAUGAAAGCUCUUCAAGUGUUUUUCAUAUGAUCUUGUAUUAUGCAUAACAGUAAUAAUACAUACACAGAGAGGCUUUGGUGCUAUUUUGAAGUGGUAACUGUCUUUCAUUCUAAUUAAAUGAACUUUUUAUCAUCUUUUUAACAGGAGAAAGAACAGCAGUUGGUAGAAAAAGCUCAAGCAAUGAUGUCAAGAGAAAGAAUGAACAAGGCUUUAGAAGAUUUUGCACAAAGACAAAUUAACAAGGAACAAACAGUUACAAGUUAGGACUCUUAUAAAAUUAAAAUUAGGUUACUUUUUAAAUUUAUUUCCAUUUUUAAAUUUACAAGAAGAGUGCUUUAAAUUUGUGUGAUAUACCAUGGUAUAUUUUUUUAACCUUAACCAGCUGGUUGUUUGAGUGGCGGGUCUAAAGUACAGGUCACAUUCCAAAGGUCAAGAGUACAGGUCGCUGCUCCAUUGAUAAAUUACCAAACCAAACAGAUUCCCCUCGAUCUAAUGAAGCAUUUUUUAAAGAGAUUAGGGCUAGGAGACACUUAAUGCUGUUCAUAGAUCUGUAUCUUGGGGACCUGUACUGUGUCAGUAAACUCUCUCUUAACAAACACCUUGCUAAUGGACACCUAGAGUUGUACCCUGCCUAUCGUUACUCCCUUUAUUGAACUCUCCAUAACAGGGAAAUCUGUCAAAGACGGACACUAAGAGCCAGACCCAAAGGCGUCUGCCUAAGAGAGAGUUUACUUUGGUUACUAUGACAAGUAGUAUGUUAGAUUUCAUAUAAAUUAAUUUACAGUUUACCCAGGAUGAAGGCCUAAUGAGGCUUCAAAUAUCUCAGCCCUGGACUCUCUUUCUUAUAUUUUUUAAGUGUAAACUUGCCAAACGGUGAAAAGAAGAAACAGUUCAGAAAUUAUGGGCCAUUCUGUUUCUUCCUUGCUACUAUUUGUAAAUAGAAAUAAAUUGUACAGUAAUUCAACUUCUCCCUUUCACAAACAAGUUUGGGUGUCCUUCAUGUAAGUUUCACUAUAAAACUCCACAAGAACAAGUGUUACACUAGCCUGUGUAGCUGGCGAUUUUUGGUGUGCUUUUCUGCCCAGUGUGUGUUGUGGAGACAACUGCACGCGAGGUCAAUAGAGAAAACAAUGGGGGAGGGGGCGAGGAGGAAAGAGAAAAACGCAGGCUAAUGUUACUCCUUUUCGCAAAUAUGGGUCGGGAAAGAUUUUGGGAAUUGACACAUAUUUUUUGAAGUCACUAUGAAAAUUUUUAGUUGCUUAAAAAAAUACUUAUUGUUUCUAGAAGAAGCUGUUUUAUGUAAAUAUGAGUGUACAAUUUGCUAAGUUAUUGACAGAUCUUAAUAUAAUAUUUUAGUAUAUUAUGAAAAUAGCUGUGAGUGG